AUGCAAAUUACUAGUAUCAACAAUGGUGGUUCACCUAAGCAGGACGAAAACUCCAAUGCAAAUUUGCUAGGAAUGAACCAGGAUCAAUCAUUGCAAUAUCAACAACUCGAUCAUGCAGAACAACAAGAUCAACAAAGUCCUCCCAUUCAAAAUGGUCAACAACAACAACAACAACAACCUCCACAACUGCAACAACCAAAUCUAAACCAGUUCCAGAAUCAAUAUCAACAGGGCCAAUAUCAACAACAACCUCAGUAUCAACAACAACAAUACUACCAACCAAUGCCCCAACAGCAAUUGCAACAAUUGCAACAACAACAGCAGGGAUACUCUCAACAGCAACAACCACAACAACAACAGCAACCACAGGACUUUUCCUAUCCGCAAUCUGCUCAACAGCCAUCUCAAGCUGUCAACCAACAACAAUUCUCUGAUAUGAUGUACAAUCAAUUCUUAUCUCAUUUAGCUAAUAAGCAAUCGGGUUCUCCAAUAUCAAAUUCUUUGGGAUCUGCAUCUCAUAUUAAUCCUGCUACUGCUGCUGCUGCUGCCGCUGCCGCCGCUGCUUCAAACCCUAAUGCUGCUUCAAACGCUGGUUCUUUCUUAAAUCCACCUCUACAGAGAUAUUUUAAUAAUAACCAGGGAACUCUUCUAGAUAAUACCCAUCCAUCACUAUUACAACCUUCCAUCCCACUCACUCAACAGCAAGUAGCCCAACAACAGCAACAGCAACAACAACAUCGUCAACCUCAACAUUCUGUCCAGCAACAACAACAGUUGCUACAGAUGCAUAAUGAACAAUUGCAACAGCAACAACAACAACAAUUACUAUUGCAGCAACAGCAGCAACAACAUCAAUUGGCUCAACAACAGCAACAAGCUACUCAUCAUCAACAUGUGGGUCAUGGACAUCCACAUCCACAUGAUCAUCAGCAAUAUACAACAACUAUAUCCGAUGUCCCUGUCCCCAAGAAAUUAUCUUCCACACAAAGUAGAAUUGAAAGAAGAAAACAAUUGAAGAAGCAAGGCCCUAAGAGACCUUCAUCUGCUUAUUUCUUAUUUUCAAUGUCCAUUAGAAAUGAAUUAUUGGAACAAUUCCCUGAUGCUAAAGUACCUGAAUUAUCUAAAUUAGCCUCAGCAAGAUGGAAGGAAUUAACUGAUGAUGAGAAAAAACCAUUCUAUGAAGAAUUUAGAACAAAUUGGGAAAAAUAUAGAUUGUUAAGAGACGAAUAUGAAAAGACUUUACCACCAAAGAGACCAUCAGGUCCCUUCAUUCAAUUCACACAAGAAAUUCGUCCCACCAUUGUUAAGGAAAAUCCUGAUAAGAAUUUAAUUGAAAUUACCAAGAUUAUUGGGGAAAAAUGGAGAGAAUUGGAUCCAGAAAAGAAAGCCGCAUACACUGAAACUUACAAGAGAAGAUUAAAGGAAUGGGAGAAAUGUUAUCCAGAGGAUGAAGAUGGGAAUAUUAGUGUGGAUAAGCAAGCUAGUCAAGAUUUGAAAAAUAGCACUAAUUCUACACCUACUUCAACUACUCCAAUGGAUGCAGCAAUUACUCCAACUUCAAUGCAUGCAGCAGUUGCCGGAACAAACCGUAGUUUACUACACCCAUUGCAACCACUUCAACCAUCUUCUAUUACUGAUAGUUCAAUCACAAAGAUUGAAAAUCAAUAG
Messenger RNA from Naumovozyma castellii, 1668 nucleotides. It is a transcript of the gene IXR1, whose product is annotated as DNA-binding transcription repressor IXR1. Lineage: Eukaryota; Fungi; Ascomycota; Saccharomycetes; Saccharomycetales; Saccharomycetaceae. The transcript has a single exon. The record is from RefSeq and is a predicted model, not a curated record. The coding region runs from base 1 to 1668 and encodes 555 amino acids.